Messenger RNA from Passer domesticus (house sparrow), 3557 nucleotides. RefSeq names its product rab9 effector protein with kelch motifs-like. The transcript is spliced from 14 exons. Gene Ontology annotation, molecular function: protein binding. NCBI's taxonomy places the organism in Eukaryota, Metazoa, Chordata, Aves, Passeriformes, Passeridae. The record is from RefSeq and is a predicted model, not a curated record. Bases 16 to 1815 code for a protein of 599 amino acids.
GGGCUGCUCGCUGCCAUGCUGCGUGCCCGCCGCCGGGGCCGGCCGGGGCUCGCGGGCAGCGCCCGGCAGGGCGGCCUCGCCUUCUACGUGCUGUGGGCUCUGCGGGAGCCGCCGCGGCGGCUCGGCAGCCAUUCCAGCCAGAUGGGUUUCCAGGCUUGGCUGCCGCUGCCCUUGCCAAAGCAGCUGGUGGUGUUCGGGCUGGGCGACUGGAGCUGCUACUCUCCGGACACGAGCAUCGCAGUGGAUGUGCUGGUGUCCCCCGGCGUCGCGCCACAGCGGGUCGGCACGCUGGAGCCCACCCGCAGGUCUCUGGUGUGGGAAGAUGACUGGAGAACAGAUCUUUUCAUGGCCUCAUUGAAAGAGAUGGACAAAGGCAACCCUGUGAGGCUUGUUCUGACUGUUAAUGGACAGCUGCUCCGAGGUGUCUCCAGCAGUACACCUGUCCAUCCCUUCCUUGUACCAGAGACCAGCCAGUCACCAGUGCUCCCAGCAGAUAAUAGGCCCCUUGGCCAGGACCUGGAGGAUCCUACUGAGGUUAAGAGUCAGAGCUCAGAGGUGGCUGCCAGAGCAUCCAGGCCUGUGAAGAAGGACGUCUGGCCAUCGCUGAGGACCAUGGUGGUACCCUGUGCCCUGAAGUCACCAGCUGGGAAGGUGGAAUCCAGUGAGACCUGGAGGAAGAGUCCUGACCAAGGACCACCAAGAUUCCUCUCCAAAAAGCCCAGAAAAGUUUUAUUUGAACCCACAGCAUCUGAGAGAGAUCUUGAUGAAGAAGAUCUGGCAGUGAAGGAGUUGCAAGAAGCCUCCCAUGCUUCAUCCUGUAUCUCCCCAGUCAUCCAGAAUACAAGCAGUCCCAGCCCUCGGUGGUGCCAUGCCAUGUGCCUCAGUGACCUGGGGACAGCUGUUCUCAUUGGUGGAGAAGGUGUCAAUCAACAGUCCUGCAGGGAUGCGCUCUGGAAGCUGGAAAUUGACAGUGAUUUAUGGCUUCCAGUGGGUUUCCAGGUACAAAAUGCCAUGCCAUCGUGCUUGCAUGGUCACACAGCUACCUACGACCCUGACACCAAGCGUAUCUACAUCUUUGGGGGCAUAAGGGAGGACAAAGACUACAGCAGCAUCUACAUUCUGGACACAGUCACCUGGGAAUGGCUCCUUGUGGCUGCUAAAGGGAGGAUACCAGCGCUCACCUACCACAGUGCAACUAUCUACCAGAAGGAGCUCUUUGUUUUUGGAGGAACUUUCCCCAGAAAGGCAUCGCUGGCAGUUGCACCCUGCAGCAAUGUGCUCUAUGUCUUCAAUCCAGAGCAUGAAAUUUGGUAUCAGCCCAUUUCAGAAGGGGAGAAGCCUCUGCCUAGGCUUGGGCAUUCAGCUACUCUAUUGAAAAACAAGCUGGUGAUUUUUGGGGGUCAGAGGACUUCUGUCUACUUCAGUGACAUGCACAUUCUGGAUCUGGGUUUCAUGGAGUACACGUCAGUCCCCCUCCUGGCAGGACAGCCUUCUGCACGUUGUUUUCAUGCAGCUAUGGCUGUGUCAGACCAGAAGGUUCUGAUCAGUGGAGGCUGCAAUGCCAGAGGAGCCUUGCAUGAUGCCUUUGUCUUCCACCUAGAUACCCUUUCAUGGAGCACAGUGAUCCACCACGACCUCUGCUCUGUUCCCCGAGCUGGCCACACAUUGCUUGACCUGACUCCCGCCCAUUUGAUGGAUAUGGACAAGGAGAACAAAGAGGAGCAGAAGCUGCACACAGUGUUGGUCUUUGGGGGCUCCAACUGUGCUGGGACCUUUUAUAAUAGCACACUCAAGAUCCAGCUGGACCUAGGAUAAUGCACAAUUCUCAGGAUGAGCCUGAACAGCAAGGCUCUUCACCAGCCUAAAUACAGAUAUGGAUGGCAAUAAAUGAGUCCAAACAGCAUGGUAGUCCAGGUAUCUGUAUGUAGGUGAAUGGCACCUUGGUAAAAGAGAUUGUGGGUUUGUAAAGUUUGAAGGCCAUAGGUAUUGUUUUCCUAGGGUACCUGAUAUACAGUAUCUGGGCUCAGGUGCCAAAACAUUCAGUGGGAUCUGAGGUGACUCUGCACAAGAACACAGACAAAGGUUAUGGGUUCCUUUCUUGCCCUACAGGUUUUUAGCUGGAAUUCCCAGGGUGCUUUCAGCUUUGUUAGGUGAUUUAGGUGUUUGGUUUCAUUUGGGAUGAGUGGAAUGGUAUUUACUGCUGCUAUUUUACAGAAAAAGUACAGACAUGAUUCUGGUUUGGAGGGAAUCUGGGGUAGGAUUUCCUUGGGAAACAGUCUGCAGCUGAAGGCUAGGAAACCACCUAAAGCAGUAUCUGAGGAUGGGAAAAAUAAGAACAUAAUUUUCAUUGUAGGGGAGAGAGCUGAUUGUGCCUUGCUGUCUUAAGGCACCAUCACCUAGCUUUGCUCUAGGCAGACCUUUUAUAAGUUCUGUGUGACUGCUCUUGUUAUUGCAAGGGGUGACAGAGUUGCCAACUUGACUCUUUCAAAACCCCAACAAUUAGCUUAUAUUCCAUCAGAGACUAGAUCUGAUUGUUUAUAUCAUGGAACUGAUGACUGUGCUGUGACUCUGAGGCAGCUCCAAGGAUAAGCACACUGUGUACACUGAUUUCCUGAUGAUCUUUCUGUAGAUGGUAGAAUGAAGUAGCCCCUGUGGGGAAUACAGAAAUGACUCAAUGCCUGACAGUUGUUUGUGGCCACGUUCCCCAACCCAAAGCCAUACAGAGGGAACUUCUGAUCAUUAUGGAUACUUCUGCUUUAAUCUGCUUCAUAGAGAUAGACUGCAUAGAAAAAACUAGUAGCUGCAGGUAUUCCAGCAGAGGCAUAGCUCCUGUAAGUCAUCCACACUAUUUCCAGGUCCUCUGUCCUUCCCAUCCAGAUGAAAGGGAAGCAAUAGUACUGGGGUUUCCUACUGGUACUGAAGUCCUACUCAUCCUGUAGGUGUUGUCUUCUUUAUCAUGGCAGCUUUCUAGAUUUAGUGAGUACAAGGGCUUCACGCUCGCAGCUCGGCAGGAGUAUCUGGCUGCCGGGAAGGGUGGCUUGUUUUGAAGGCCUCUAACUCCAAGAGAGCUUUAUUUAUUCUGGUUAUUGUGGGAUAUGGACCCAUGUCCACUUUGAAUCUGUAAAAGGAAAAGAAUCUGUGAAGUACUAUGAGUUGGGGAGCCAGUGCAGCAGUGAGCAGAAGUGCAGAGCAGUGUGAUAGGCCUGCCUAGCAUGGGAGGAUCUCACAGGCAUUUACACUAAAAGAAAAGGUUCAUCCCUGUAGGUUUACAAACAAAUUCUAGAGAGAUUAAUCAGUGCCUGGAGAGGUUGUAAAGUCUCCUUCUCUAGAGAUACUCAAAACCCUGGAUGCAAUCCUAUGCCACUUCCUCUAGCAGGGAAAUUUGAUUGGGUGACCUCCAGAAUUCCCUUCCAACCCCAAUGAUUCUGUGAUUGUGUGAUUUUCACCAGAUUUUUACGUAAUGUACAGCAGAAGGUAACAAGACUGCUUUUUCUGGGAAUCAUGCAGCCACUACUUGUAUGGGUUUAAGGCUUUAAAUAAAGUGUGAUUGCUCUUUC